Drosophila ananassae is the source of this 958-nucleotide messenger RNA. RefSeq lists its product as uncharacterized. The record is from RefSeq and is a predicted model, not a curated record. The transcript has 3 exons. Lineage: Eukaryota; Metazoa; Arthropoda; Insecta; Diptera; Drosophilidae. The coding region runs from base 138 to 530 and encodes 130 amino acids.
CAGAGUCUUGUGGUUUGUGAAAUUACAUUUGUUGAAAAUAAUUGAAAUGAUCGCAGUUAAAGUUCAGCGUCCAAGCUAUAAAGAUCUUCUUAAAUUAAUAGUCCUUUUUGAAAAAAAAUACAAAACCUAAGUUUAAAAUGUUUCCAAGUGUUAAAAUAAUUCUGACUGUCGCCAUUUUGGCCACUUUUGUCUGUUCUGGAUAUUCUAUCAAAUGCUACUACUGCAGUUCCGCCGUGUAUAAUAAUUCUUGUGGAAUUCACUUCCUUAAGGCCAAUAAUUCACUUUAUAACUGCCCAAAUGCGAAUGGGAAUCGACCCGCAGUGGGAUGCUCAAAAUAUAUGAAUUCUACAACUGUGACCAGAGAGUGUUUCUACGGAAAUAGACGGAAUGCAACGGCUGAAUGUAAUAAGUCUCCAUAUGCAAGCAAUUGCACAGUCUGCUUUACGGAUGGAUGCAACAGCUCUUCAUCACUUCUUCCUAUGGUCGGUGGCAUCCUUUUAAUGUUGGGAGUUGCACGAUUCCUGGCUUAGAAUGAUAUCAUCUUUUAAGGAUGUGACAAAUUUUAUUCUCUGACGGAAGCUAAAUGACUAAUAUAAAGAUUCAUUCUAAAAUAAAUUUUUAUUUCAUUUUAUAAGCAACAAUAUUUAUUUUAUAUUUAAAUCUUAUCGUUUAACAGUAUCGUAUCGUAAAACCAUAAAAUUUGUUUCCAAUAAAAAUAUUUCUUUAAUAAAGAUUAUUUAAUUAUUUAAGAUUUAAACCUUUUUGUAAAAACCUAUUGGGCACCGACUUACAGUGAGUUGCUUAAACUAUAUAAAUUCUUGUUAGACAAUUUGGACUUGACUCUAAGGGUAUUAAUAAUCGCAAUAAAUACAAGGGCUAUGUUAUUUUUGAUUGCCCAAUUAAUUUCUAUUUCCUAGUAUUAAUGUAAUUAAUCGCUGCCUUUUUGACGCACCCUAUU